AUUCAAAAACAGAAAAAGUAGCACAAUCAUUAUUAGAUUCAAUUGAUCAAACAUUUUAUAUAACAACAAAUUUUUUGGCAGAUAUUCUUGGAAACUUAAAACGAUUGACAUUAAGUUUUCAAUUAGAACAUAUUUCUCUUACAGAAAUUAAGCUACAAAUUGCAACUGUUAUUCAAAUGAUUAAUGAAAGUUUUAUUGGAACUGAAAAUUUUUCACCAACCUGGGGCUAUCAUUUACGUACAUAUCUUCAAACUAAUGAUCUUGCUUCAGAAGAUAUUCCAGAUUUUAUACAACAAUUUGCAAUUGCAACAAUUGAAAAUCUUAAUAGACGAUUUCCUAAUCGUAAAAUUUUAAAUGCUUUUAGUAUUUUUGAUCCACAAAAUUUAUUAGAAAAAGAAUCAUUAUUGGAUUAUAGAAAUGAUGAAAUUUAUAUUCUUGCUAAUUAUUAUGGAAAAGAAAAAACUAGUAAAG
Molecule: messenger RNA, 471 nt
Organism: Cetraspora pellucida
Lineage: Eukaryota; Fungi; Glomeromycota; Glomeromycetes; Diversisporales; Gigasporaceae
Source: the annotation of a GenBank genome assembly